ACUUGCUCAGUCGCCAGUGCUCAGUGUCGAUCGGACCGCGUGCCUUGCCGUUCGUGUUCCCGUAGUUACGUUGGUUAGUACGUUCGUCUCGUCCUGGCAGGCUUCUUACUUUAUUAAUAGUGUUUUAAAUAUCCAUCGCCGUCGACCAGUCCAAACACUUAUUUUCUGAGAGCUAUGCUUGAUAUGAUGAAUAAAAUGGCCGAACUCAAGUUCGAAGCGCCGCUGGCGCAGUUCGAAGAGUCGGAUGAAUGGACAAAAAUUAUGGACGAUGACUCGCCGCUACAGUCGGCAAAACACAAUCUCCAUAAUCACCAUCAUCAACAGGGAAAUAGUCAACCGAUAUCAGGUGGUAGCGUACGUGACGCAGAUGAGGAACAAUUGGACAACAUGCUGAGCAACAGUAGUAGAGCCCUGGAACCUGCUAACAAAUCUUCGUGCACGCAGUGUGGAGCAAACAACAACAAUGUCAGUGUGGAAGUGACGACAUCGGACACGGACAAUUUUGGCGAGACAUUUAGCGGGUCCCUGGAAGAUCUCGUGCACACGUUCGAUGAUAAAAUAACCAGAUGCUUUUGCGAUUACGAGGAGUCUGUGGAGAAAUUAGCACCGGUUCAGAUCAGGACUCAGGAAGAAAUAAUGAAUGAAUGCCAAAUGUGGUGGACAAUCACAGGCAACUUUGGCAAUAUUCUUCCUAUUGAUUGGUCCAAGUCAUAUGCACGCAAAGUUCAACUUCCAGUACUCAAUUUAAAUAAUAACAUUCAAGACGAAUCCUCAGAUGACCUUAGCAGUGAAGAUGAAGCUGUUUCAAACGAUUUAGAUUUGCAUACUUUGAUAUUGUCCGGUCCCAGUGCUGAUAUUGAACCUCCAACUGCUGAUGAAGUGAUUAGAGAAAUUGAUGAUAUAAUGGAAGAGGGUACUUCAAAUGACUGUACUCCAGACUCUGAACAUCAUAAGGAAGUUCAUUCACCAUUGCUAGAAGAAAAAUUAAAAACAUUGAAUGUGUCUCAACUUAAUGAAGUUUACAUGGAAUUAGAGUUGUUGAUCAGAGACUAUUCUGAAACAUUAAUUACAGAACUGGCCUUAAGAGAUGAGUUGGAGUUUGAAAAAGAAUUAAAAAACUCAUUUAUAUCACUGUUAUUGGCUGUUCAAAAUCGAAGGAGACAAUAUCAUGUAGAAAAAAAACGGAAUUCAAGAGCAGGAAAUGCAAAUAAAAAUGUAACAAAUGAGCCUAAAUAUUUAACCACUGUCAUACCAUACCAUUUGGAUAAUGGACCUUUAAGUAAUCAGGCACUUCAAGUUCUCAUUAAAAUUUUAAAAGCAAUAAACGAAGACAGUCCCACAGUACCAACAUUACUAACAGACUACAUUCUUAAAGUAUUGUGUCCCACAUAAUUGAAAACGGAUUCAGUAAAGUGAUAUGAUCAACUGCACUCUAAACUCUACGUGAUACAACUUAUUUAAUAUUAACUUAUUGUGGCAUAAUUCGUAGAUUUUUAGGGUAAUAAUUUAUUAUAAGUUCUACUUGAGGUAUAUUAUGUAGAUAUUAUUAUUAAAUUAAAAACAUUUUACUUGUAAUUUGCAAUAGUAUUUCUAUAAUAUAACUCUACAAAACAUCUUUCUUCUUUUUAGUAUAAAUAAAAUUAAUGGAUAAUAUAAAAUAAAUGAAAUAUAAUUUUUUUUUCAGUUUGUGCCAUUUAGCUAUUAUGAAACUAAUGAAUAAUAUAGGUAUUGAUAUGUAAUACUCAAUAUGUAAUUUAAAUAUUGACAUAAAUUACAUUUAACUAAAACCCUACAUACCCCAUUGGUGCUUCAUAAUAAUAAAAUAAUGAUUUACUUAACUAUACUUAUUCGAUUAUAGCACGAAUGAAUAAUAAUUAAUAAUUUUUAAGAUGUCAUUUAUAUAUUAUACAGUUGAUUCCAACAUUUGUUAGUUAGUUCAGACUCGCAUUUAAAGAUACUAAACAAAUAAACAAUAUAAUACGAUUAUUAGGUAUAAAUUAUGGGAAAUGUUUAUUGUGUUGCGCUGGGACCAAAAUGAGUGCAAAUCAUGAUGUGAAAGUUAUUUUAUUUAUUGUUUUUUUUUUUUUAUGUCAUUCUAUAUUUCUCAAUUUAAAUUAGACUAAGUUUAUAAUAAGAUAAAGUAUAAUUUUAGCUUAAUUUUAGAUUAUUUAUUGUAUUGUUUUUGUGAUAAUCUUUUUAUUUAUGCUUAUGUACAAUUUUAAAUGUUUCUUUCUUUUUUAAGCUUUAUUAAUUAUUUAUACUGUAUUUUUUAAAUGUAUAUUAUAUAAUAAUAUUUUCAUCAAAUGUCAGAUGCAAAAUGCUGUAUAUGCUAACGUAUUAAAUAAUGCCCUCUAGUCAUAAUAUUAAUAAAUGCAAAAUAAAUUAUUGUCAAUAAACA
Messenger RNA from Rhopalosiphum padi (bird cherry-oat aphid), 2398 nucleotides. RefSeq names its product fasciculation and elongation protein zeta-2 (gene Unc-76). The record is from RefSeq and is a predicted model, not a curated record. The coding region runs from base 175 to 1392 and encodes 405 amino acids. NCBI's taxonomy places the organism in Eukaryota, Metazoa, Arthropoda, Insecta, Hemiptera, Aphididae. Gene Ontology annotation, cellular component: cytoplasm; axon. The transcript has 8 exons.